Messenger RNA from Toxotes jaculatrix (banded archerfish), 2838 nucleotides. It is a transcript of the gene nf2a, whose product is annotated as neurofibromin 2a (merlin). Bases 626 to 2401 code for a protein of 591 amino acids. Gene Ontology annotation, biological process: regulation of organelle assembly; positive regulation of early endosome to late endosome transport; regulation of gliogenesis. Gene Ontology annotation, molecular function: actin binding; cell adhesion molecule binding. Gene Ontology annotation, cellular component: apical part of cell; filopodium; plasma membrane. The record is from RefSeq and is a predicted model, not a curated record. Lineage: Eukaryota; Metazoa; Chordata; Actinopteri; Toxotidae. The transcript is spliced from 16 exons.
AUAGCCAAAGCUUCGUGUCUAGCACUUUGUAUAUGCAACAACCAAAGUGUUUUUAAAUGUCGAGGGGGGAUCUGCUGGAUUAAUAAUUUCUUGGACGCGUAGCUGUAAACGAAAGCGGAUUUUACGGUAUAGAGUCAUAUAACUUUAACGCAAGAAAGGGGCUUAUGUUUGAUAUGUAAUGUUAGCUAACUUAGUUUCCAUUUAACCUAGCGUUAACGUUAGCAGCAAACCUAGGACAGUACACUGAAUUCAUCAGCUCACGUGAAAUGUAUUUGUAAACAUUGUUUUUUGUUUUUUAGAAGCUAACGUGGUAUUACACAGAAACUGUACUAUAAAGUACGCAAAGAGUAUGUGACAUUGAUAAACCAAUAAAAUGUAUAUAUAUAUAAACUUUGAUGGAAUCUACUUCUAAGCAUCUAUCCAUCGAUAGCUGAACCAGCUACAGGUAUCCUAAAGCUGGACAGUCACAUACACAGCUGUGCUUAUCUUUUGAUAACUAUGCCAAAUGACUUAUCUUUAGUCUUCUCCAAAGAGCACAAACGAUGUGAUGCCUUUCUAGUGUACUCAGUUCGGAUUAAUUAACCACUUUGGAUCACUGAAUAGUGAAGUUUAUUAGCUAUUCACCAUGGCAAGUGCCUUAGCGGCGAAGAUGGGAUUUAACUCACUGAUGAGAAAACAAGCCAGGAACUUCAGCGUCAGGAUCUGCACAAUGGAGUCAGACAUGGAGUUCAGCUGCGAGGUCAAGUGGAAAGGAAAAGACCUUUUCGACUUGGUAUGCCGAGCUCUGGGACUGAGGGAGACGUGGUUCUUUGGGCUCCAGUACAGCAUCAAGGACACAGUUGCUUGGCUGAAGAUGGAAAAGAAGGUUCUGGAUCAGGAGGUACCAAAGGAGGAGCCAAUCACCCUUCACUUCCUGGCCAAGUUUUACCCUGAAAAUGCUGAGGAGGAGCUGGUGCAAGAUAUCACACAGCAUCUCUUUUUCCUACAGGUGAAGAAGAAGAUCCUCGAGGAGGAGAUUCACUGUCCACCGGAGGCCUCCGUGCUGCUGGCCUCCUACGCCGUCCAUGCUAAGUACGGAGACUACGACCCCAAUGUUCACAAACCCGGCUUCUUGGCUGAGGAGGAGCUGCUGCCAAAGAGGGUGAUUAACUUGUACCAGAUGACUGCGGAAAUGUGGGAGGAGAGGAUCACAGCGUGUUAUGUGGAGCACCGGGGCAGGACGAGGGAUGAAGCCGAAAUGGAGUAUUUAAAAAUAGCUCAGGACCUGGACAUGUAUGGCGUCAAUUACUUUUUAAUCAGGAAUAAAAAGGGAACAGAUCUUCUUUUGGGAGUGGAUGCCCUGGGCCUGCACAUCUACGAACCAGACAACAGGCUGACGCCCAAGUGCUCCUUCCCCUGGAAUGAGAUCCGCAACAUCUCCUACAGCGACAAGGAGUUUACCAUCAAACCUCUGGACAAAAAAACCAAUGUUUUCAAGUUCAACUCAUCACGGCUGAGAGUCAACAAGCUGAUCCUUCAGCUGUGUAUAGGGAACCAUGACCUGUUUAUGCGUCGUCGUCGGGUAGACUCGCUUGAAGUGCAGCAGAUGAAGGCCCAGGCCAGAGAGGAGAGGGCCAGAAAACAGAUGGAGAGGCAGCGUCUGCAAAGGGAGAAGCAGCUGCGGGAGGAGGCAGAGAGAGCCAGGGACGAACUGGAGAGGAGGCUGAUUCAGCUGCAGGACGAGGCUCACAUGGCCAACGAGGCCCUGCUGCGUUCGGAGCAGACAGCGGACCUGCUGGCUGAAAAGGCCCAGAUCGCGGAGGAGGAGGCCAAGCUGCUGGCCCAGAAAGCUGCUGAGGCUGAGACAGAGAUGCAGCGCAUCAAAGUAACCGCCAUCCGUGGCCAGGAGGAGCGGCGACUCAUGGAGCAGAAGAUGCUGGAGGCGGAGAUGCUGGCUCUCAAGAUGGCUGAGGAGUCGGAAAGGAGGGCCAAGGAGGCUGAGCAGCUGAAACAGGACUUGCAGGAAGCCAGGGAAUCGGAGCGCAGGGCAAAGCACAAGCUGCUGGAGAUUACCAGCAAGGCUGCCUAUACGUCUCCUGGACUACCUCCUGACAGCAUGCCUCCCGACCUGAACUUCAGCAGGGAGAACCUCAGCUUUGACUUUAAAGAUACUGACAUGAAACGCCUCUCCAUGGAGAUCGAAAAAGAGAAGGUCGAGUACAUGGAGAAGAGCAAGCAUCUGCAGGAGCAGCUGAAUGAGCUUAAGACGGAGAUUGAAAGUCUAAAGCUGAAAGAGAGAGAGACUCCUCUGGACAUCAUUCACAACCAGAACGCAGAGCAGGGGACCAGCAAGCACAGCAACUUUAAAAAGCUAACACUACAGAGCACCAAGUCCAGGGUGGCCUUCUUUGAAGAACUGUAAACUGCAUACUGGUAAAGGCGGUUAUGCACAGCUUCCAAGAACCUCUUGUUUCUACAUUCCUGGUCAGUGUAAAUGAUUGACCACACUACAAGGCCUUAUAUCCCACUUCCUGGGAAUCACUAUGAAACACUAUGAACAAAAAAAUGACCACUGCCUUGAUCUGCACCAACUAAAGGGGCCUCAUGUGUACGCACAAACAGGGAUACAUGCAGAAUGGUCCUGCAUUAAAUCUGGGAUUCAUAAAAAAUGAGUGUGUGUUUACAGUGAGUGUGUGAAAUAUAGCACAUUCCCCUUAAAUAUUUUGAAGUGAACUUGGGUGUGGGUUUUAUUAGUGUCAAAGAAUAAAGGUAGAUAACACAAAAAGGAAAAAAAAAAAAGUUGUGUAAUAUGAUCUUUGGCUUCUCCUGUUCCACUGUUCCACUUAAUGAGACAGUAUU